Paramormyrops kingsleyae is the source of this 4618-nucleotide messenger RNA. The record is from RefSeq and is a predicted model, not a curated record. NCBI's taxonomy places the organism in Eukaryota, Metazoa, Chordata, Actinopteri, Osteoglossiformes, Mormyridae.
GGGCCGGAAGUGGGCGGUUGUACAUAGAUAGAGAGAGAGGGAGUGAGAGAGAGGGAUAGAAACCGAUGAGCGAAAGACAGCAAAUGAGAAAACUGCGUAGCUAACUGACAGGCAGAAAAGAAGACGGAGGGCAGGAGCUACUCUGGGCUCAUUCGAGCAUUGUGGGGCUUUUAUCUUCCACCCCUGCACUUUUAUGCUGGAAGACGCCGAAAACGACAGACCUGUGGAAGUUUCUUGUCUUUCUCUGCGGAGUGUCCUGGUAUUACAUGCUAACCCUGACCUGAGCAGUGGUAAGGGUGUUGAAAGAUGGCAGUAUGGAUCCAGGCACAGCAGCUGCAGGGGGACGCACUCCACCAGAUGCAGUCCCUCUACGGGCAGCACUUCCCCAUCGAGGUGCGCCACUACCUGUCCCAGUGGAUCGAAAGCCAGCCAUGGGAUUCUGUUGACCUUGAGAAUCCCCAAGAGGAGUUUAAGGCCAAGCGUCUGCUGGACAGCCUGGUCCAGGAGCUUCAGAAGAAGGCAGACCACCAGGUUGGUGAGGACGGCUUUCUGCUGAAGAUCAAGCUGGGUCACUAUGCCAGUCAAUUGAAGAGCACAUACGACCGCUGCCCACUAGAACUGGUGCGAUGCAUCAAGCACAUUCUCUACACAGAGCAAAGGCUGGUGCGGGAGGCGACAAACCAGUCAAUCUCCCCGGUGGGUGGCAUGAUGGACAGCAUGUCUCAGAAGUACCAACAGAUCAACCAGGCCUUUGAAGAGCUGCGGGUGAUGACUCAGGACACCGAUAACGACUUGCGCAAGCUUCAGCACCACCAGGAGUACUUCAUUAUCCAGUACCAAGAGAGUCUUCGCAUUCAGGCCCAGUUGAGCAGUCUCUCCAGCCUGCCCCCUGCUGACCGGCAACUGCGGGAGCCCAGCCUGCAGAGCAAGCGGGCCGCUGUGGAAGCCUGGCUCACUCGCGAGGCCAACACACUACAGAAAUACAGAUUGGACCUCGCGGAGAAGCACCAGAAGACUUUGCAGAUGCUCCGGAAGCAGCAGACCAUCAUCCUAGAUGACGAGCUCAUCCAGUGGAAGAGACGGCAACAGCUGGCCGGCAAUGGCGGCCCACCCGAGGGGGGGCUGGACAUUCUGCAGUCUUGGUGUGAGAAGCUAGCAGAGAUGAUCUGGCAGAACCGGCAACAAAUCCGGCGGGCCGAGCACUUGAGGCAGCAGCUCCCCAUCCCCGGCCCCAUCGAGGAGCUGCUGACGGAACUCAACAGCACCAUCACAGACAUCAUCUCCGCGCUCGUCACCAGCACCUUCAUCAUCGAGAAGCAGCCGCCACAGGUCCUCAAGACGCAGACCAAGUUCGCGGCCACCGUGCGGCUGCUCGUAGGGGGGCGGCUCAACGUGCACAUGAACCCGCCCCAGGUGAAAGCCACCAUCAUCAGCGAGCAGCAGGCCAAGGCGCUGCUGAAGAACGAGAACACCAGGAAUGAAAGCAGUGGUGAGAUUCUCAACAACAACUGCGUGAUGGAGUACCACCAGACCACCGGGACACUGAGCGCCCACUUCAGGAACAUGUCCUUAAAACGGAUAAAGCGCUCAGACCGGCGUGGGGCGGAGUCUGUGACUGAGGAGAAGUUCACUAUUCUGUUCGAAUCCCAGUUCAGUGUGGGUGGCAAUGAGCUGGUUUUUCAAGUGAAGACAUUAUCACUUCCUGUUGUGGUGAUUGUCCACGGUAGUCAAGACAACAAUGCAACAGCAACCGUUCUUUGGGAUAAUGCCUUUGCAGAGCCGGGCCGGGUACCGUUCCUUGUUCCGGAUAAGGUGCUGUGGCCGCAACUCUGUGAAGCCAUCAACAUGAAGUACAAGGCUGAGGUGCAGAGCAACCGGGGGCUGUCCGAGGAGAACCUGGUCUUCCUGGCCCAGAAGGCCUUCAGCAACGGCAGCAUUAACCCAGAGGACUACCGCAACAUGACCAUCUCCUGGUCACAGUUCAACAGGGAGAGCUUGCCAGGGCGGAACUUCACCUUCUGGCAGUGGUUUGAUGGAGUCAUGGAGCUCACCAAAAAGCACCUGAAGCCGCACUGGAACGACGGGGCCAUCCUCGGCUUCGUGAACAAGCAGCAGGCUCAGGACAUGCUCAUGUCCAAGCCCAACGGCACUUUCCUGCUGCGCUUCAGUGACUCGGAGAUCGGCGGCAUCACCAUCGCCUGGGUGGCUGAGAAUCCGAACAAAGCAGGAGAGAGGAUGGUUUGGAACCUAAUGCCGUACACGUCCAAAGACUUCUCUAUCCGCUCCCUGGCUGACCGCAUCAGCGACCUCAACCACCUCCUAUUCCUGUACCCCGACCGGCCCAAAGAUGAUGUUUUCUCCAAAUACUACACCCCACCACUGUCAAAACCAGUGGAUGGCUACGUCAAACCACAGAUCAAACAGGUGGUUCCAGAGUUCACCACUGCCAACCCUGACCCAUCCAGCGUGAACCCCACCUACAUGGAACACGCGGCCUCGCCGGCUGUCAGUCACUCGCACGGCUAUGGCAUCUACCCUCCCAUGAAUGAUCCAAUGUUGGAUACGGAAGGGGAGUUCGACCUGGAUGAUACCAUGGACGUGGCAAGGCACGUGGAGGAAUUGCUCCGACGGCCCAUGGAAAACCAGUGGAGUGGACAGCAGUCAUGACCUUUGACCUCUGACAAAGCGAAAAUCAAUCACUUUGUUUAUAAAGAUUUAAUUCCGUAGUUUGUCCCUCUUAUACUUUAGAAAACAUGAAACAAUCGCCGUGAAUACUUUAUUUUUUUCCAUUUCAGCAUGCUAAUUGCAUGCCAGAAUGUUUUUCACAAUAUUCCCCUCCCCCAAACAUAUCUAAAAAUCAAACAAAACUUAAUGGGAAAAUACAGCUUAUUGCCUACACACAUACCCAAAACCCCCAUCCUAAAUCUGUAAAUUUCAGCUUAUAUUUCUAAGAAUUAUUUUUGAUGAGUCAAAAAUGACAAAGAAGGAACUAUAGAGAUAAGCCGUUUAAGUAUUUUGACUGUACUUUUGGUAAAGGUUCAUCAGGUUUUAUGGGUAGGUGUAGUCCACAACGUUAUUGCCUUAUGUGAAAUGGCAUUAAUGUUACUUUGGAGAGUUUUCAGGUUGAAAUGUACAAUAUUCCAGUGAAUUAUAACAAAGGACAUAAGGUGGAUUAUAGCAAAAGCCAUAAGGAUAGAAUGUCCCACGUAGUAUGGCCAUUUUAGGCCAGAGGCUGAGCAAUCAAGCGCUUACUGGAAGAUCUGGUGUGACCCUGCACCCUUUUUCUGGAAACCAUAUUGUGACUGUCAUGUGUUUCUUGUGAGAUAUACGUCACCGUUUGUUCCAAACACGCUGGAUUCGGGCUUCUUGUAACGUACCGUCUUGCAUGUCCCUGGAAACCCUCACCUGCUCGGAUGGCCAACGUCACAUCUGUAAAACCCAGCUUGUCCAUAUCCGCCACCCUGAUUUACUUAGCUAGCUGGUACUGAGUAAUCAUGCCAGGGAACCGCUAGGGGCAGGCGGGUCCUCACCUCAAAAGCAGGGCAGGCUCCUGUUAUAAUACCAAUAGUACACUAACGCAGUCGUCUGUGCAUUCAUACUGUUGUGCACUCACCCAUUUGUCGGUUCAGACCACAAAAGCCUUGCUGCCCCACUUUACUCUUUCACCAAAUGCCUCUCACUGAUCUCGUCACUCCUGGCCUGUGGGUUCUGGCCCGAACUGGCAAAAGUCGGGAAUGUCGCCGACAGCAUAUGAGAUAUCGGUAAAAAAAAAAAAAAAAAAACAACAACAAACGUGCAAGGACAUUCAAGUUAAGCCAGUUAAGAAGUUCCGUAAGUGCAUUUGAAGGGGGCACUUUCAGCCAGGACUGUCACCCCUGCCCACAUCACCACCUUUCUGCCACUGGAAGUGACACGCGACGUUCCCUUUCCCCGCUCCUGCUGUUCGCCGACAAGCCAACAUGUCUCAGGAAUGAGCACUAUACUAACGCUGCGUAUCAUUGACAUAGAGAUGGUGAAUUUGAGGGGUUUCUGUGUGUAUAGAGUAACUAUAAAUAACUUUUUUUUUGCGGGGAAAAGUAUUUUAUUACCUUAUCUCUGGUUUUCCCCUCUGGUUUGUGACCAUUGUGUGAGAGUAGAACAGAGAUUGUGGAAGCCACGGCAAAUUGUUGCUUUGCGUUAAGAACCACAACAAGCCAUAAUGUAGAAUGGAAUUAAUCACUGGUUUAUUUUUGUUGUUCGUUUUUUUUUUUUUAAUGAAUUAUUUUAGGAUGUAUUCCUUUUUAUGCCGCGUUUAUCAUGAUUUGGUCACCAAAUUGUGCGCAUUGUUUAAUUACUGCCAUUUGGAGAAGGAAUUCAGCUAUAGGUAUUGUGUGACGUUUUCGCAUUUUUUAUUGUUAAUGUCAGUAUUGUUAUUUUUAAUCCAGAUUGUUCCGUGUUUCUUUCUGCCUACUGUUGUGUAAUCGUGGUGAGUUCUGUGUUCGUCCCUUUGUUGGCGUUUGGAUUUCAGCACUUGGACAUAAUCCAGGAAACCCAAAAUGCUAAUAGUUUUAUAAAUAAUUUGAACAGUAAAGGGCAAUGGAAAAUAAUGCUUCUCCAAUAAAUGUGCUUUACACUGUUU